This is a messenger RNA of Clonostachys solani, 756 nucleotides long. The record is from the annotation of a GenBank genome assembly. Lineage: Eukaryota; Fungi; Ascomycota; Sordariomycetes; Hypocreales; Bionectriaceae.
AUGUCGCAGCCAACCCAGAUCAUGGCUCCUCAGCAGCUGCCGCCUCCUCAUGUCUCGCCCAAGAAGACAUGGGGCACCAAGCUUGGCUUCCGGAUAGCUUCAUUCAUCUUCUGCAUCAUCAUCAUUGGCCUCUCUGCCUACCAGGCUACUUCCCGUUUCUCUGGGGUUUAUGCGCUUGUGUUCAUGUUGCCUCCGGCCGCGUUCUCAGCAAUCUGGAACGUUGCGGAGGGCAUCUGUAUUCUGGUCCGUCGAGGACGUCGAGGCAUGCACCCUGCAGCCAUCGUCAGCAUCGAUCUUCUGGUGUGGCUCGCCUACGUUGCCCUCACCGUUACGUACGCCCUGUUCGGGUGGUACGAUGACUAUUACUACUCCUACUACUACGACUCGUACAAUUCACGAUACAACAGUGGCUCGCCCGCCAUCAUCCAAGCCCUAGUGGCGUUCGGAGCUCUUGAAGUUAUCUGCCACUUCAGCCUGUUCGUCAUCGGCUGCGUCGAGACCAACAUCCGCAACAACUCCCCUCCCCAGAUCGUCUACUACGCCGCUCCCCCCGGCAUGCAGGUCGUUCCCUUCCCGCCCAACGGCGCCUUCCCCGCCCCUGGCCAGGCCGUUGAGAUCCCCCAGAACGCCUACUUCCAGCCUCCCGUGAACGGCUCCUAUCCCCAGCAGCCGCACUACUCUUGGGCUCCGGCCCCAGCGCCCGCCGGCGUGUCUCCCCAGUCGAACCCUGCCGUGCCACACAAGGAGGGACCUUGA